AUGGGCUUCCAGUAUCGGACCUUCAAGACCCAGAAAAGGCCAGAGUCGGGAGCAACCCUCGCGGUGGGUCGAGCGGUGGGUCGCUCAUAUACUCAACACGCCCCCACGACACAGCACGAGGUUGCUGCUGUAUAUCCGAUACCGCCGUGUUUCGAGGUAGGGCAGAGGUUCCGGGACGCGAGUUCCCCCGGGUUACCUUGGGCACUAUUUUCGAUCUUUUUCGUAGCUCACACACGAAGGGACUCAAAUCUUCGCAGACCGCCGUCGACCUGGGAGAUCUCACCGGAGGUACCAUGUCCGAGGAGGCCACCGGCCAAAAGCGCAUGUCUUGAAGGUCCGAUACUGGAAGCCCAUAUAGGCACCUUACACUCCCCCGCAGUAUCGCACCUCUUGAGCGACACUACGUUUCCGCAGCUGGGGAUUCUCCGGGUACCCCUCUUUGUACCCGUGCUGGCCGGAUUCCUCCUCCGAACAACUCAAGUUCGAUCGGCCCCAGUCUCGAACUGGCAGCCACUACCUUUUCUGGGUCACGUAGCCACACCUCGCCUCCUUGGUGCGAGUGGCUGCCAGCCUGGCGACUGGAUGUGCCGCGCCUGCAACAAUCACAACUACGCCGACAAGCUGGCGUGCAACCGGUGCAAG
Messenger RNA from Emiliania huxleyi CCMP1516, 642 nucleotides. RefSeq lists its product as hypothetical. The transcript has 2 exons. The record is from RefSeq and is a predicted model, not a curated record. Lineage: Eukaryota; Haptophyta; Isochrysidales; Noelaerhabdaceae. The annotation marks the transcript as partial.